Molecule: messenger RNA, 1296 nt
Organism: Hordeum vulgare subsp. vulgare (domesticated barley)
Lineage: Eukaryota; Viridiplantae; Streptophyta; Magnoliopsida; Poales; Poaceae
Product: tetraketide alpha-pyrone reductase 1-like
Exons: 6
Coding region: 5-1051 (348 amino acids)
Molecular function (GO): oxidoreductase activity, acting on the CH-OH group of donors, NAD or NADP as acceptor
Source: RefSeq, a predicted model, not a curated record
UUAUAUGAGAAGCUGGAUUUGCAUCAAAUCUCAACUUCACCACUUCCAGUUCGAGAGAAUGGUGAGCUCAACCAAGGGUAAAGUCUGUGUAACUGGGGCUUCAGGCUUUCUCGCCUCUUGGCUCAUCAAAAGACUCCUUGAGUGUGGAUAUCAUGUGAUAGGGACAGUCAGAGACCCAGGGAAUCGGAAAAAAGUUGGACACCUUUGGAAAUUACCAGGCGCAAAUGAGAGGCUCCAACUUGUGAGGGCUGAUUUAUUGGAGGAAGGGAGCUUUGAUGAUGCUGUGAUGGCUUGUGAGGGUGUCUUCCACAUUGCAUCACCUGUCCUGGGGAAAUCCGACUCCAAUUGCAAGGAAGCAACACUUGGUCCUGCAAUUAAUGGUACGCUAAAUGUGCUAAGGUCGUGCAAGAAGAGUCCAUUUCUCAAAAGGGUUGUUCUCACAUCUUCAUCGUCAGCGGUGAGGAUUAGGGACGAAACUCAGCAGCCAGAACUGUUGUGGGAUGAAACAACAUGGAGCUCUGUGUCACUCUGCGAAAAGCUACAGCUAUGGUAUGCCCUGGCAAAGGUAUUUGCAGAGAAAGCAGCAUUGGACUUUGCCAAGGAGAAUAACAUUGACCUUGUGACCGUUCUUCCUUCAUUCGUGAUUGGGCCCAGCUUGUCCCAUGAAUUGUGUACUACUGCUUCUGAUAUCCUUGGUUUACUUCAAGGUGACACCGAUAGAUUCACUUCGUAUGGGAGGAUGGGAUAUGUUCACAUUGACGACGUUGCACGGAGCCACAUCCUAGUGUACGAAACACCCGAGGCAAGGGGCAGAUAUCUGUGCAGUUCAGUAGUUCUUGAUAACAAUGAAUUGGUUGGCUUACUCACGAAGCAGUUUCCAGUAUUCCCUAUUCCAAGGAGGCUCAGUAACCCCUAUGGGAAGCAGGCGUAUCAGCUAAACACAUCCAAGCUCCAGGGGCUGGGUCUCAAGUUCAAAGGAGUGCAAGAGAUGUUCAACGACUGCGUCGAGUCGCUGAAGGACCAGGGCCAUUUGCUGGAGUGCCCGUUGUGAAAAUAGAGACAACAUGAACAAGCAGUAGCCAAGCACGUCGCAACUAUGUCUAGAUCAUGUCAGUUCUCGAGUCUUUUUUUUUCCUCUUCAAAUAAUCGCCAUGUCGUCUCGUUACUAUACCAAAUAUCAACUGUCACUCGCCAAUUAUGCGACAACAGGAAAUGUUUCCAUAUGCUUUGCAAUUGAUUCAAUCAGCAAUGAAACAUUUGAAACGUUGAAUAGAGAUCAGUUACUUCUAUCAUGCA